Messenger RNA from Argiope bruennichi, 387 nucleotides. Its product is annotated as piggyBac transposable element-derived protein 3-like. The record is from RefSeq and is a predicted model, not a curated record. Lineage: Eukaryota; Metazoa; Arthropoda; Arachnida; Araneae; Araneidae. The transcript has a single exon. Bases 1 to 387 code for a protein of 128 amino acids.
AUGCCUCAUCAAACACAAAGUAUAGACGAAAGCAUGAUAUUAUUCAAAGGCCACUCGACACUCAAACAGUACAAUCCUAAAAAACCAAUAAAAAGAGGAUACAAACUAUGGUGUCGUUCAGAUAUGUCAGGUUACAUGUAUGAAUUUGAAGUAUAUCAGGGAAAAGAUGAUUCAGAAUUCAAAAGAUUUGGUCUAGGAGGGAGUGUAGUGCAUAAAUUAACCAAAUCUCUUGUCAAUAAAAAUCACAUCAUAAUGAUGGAUAACUUUUUUUCCUCUGUGGAAUUGUAUGAAUAUCUAAAAUAUGUUGGUAUAUAUGCAUGUGGAACUGUACAAAGUAAUCGCAAAGGUUUACCGUCUCUUGCAGUAGACAGCUUUGAAAAGGGGUGA